UUGAUGGUGUGGAUAUACAUAUAGUAAUAAUAGGAUAGAUAUUAGUCUAUUUAUUACGGAGAAUAUAUUACUAUCUCUGUCCCGACUAAGAGGUAAUAUAACAGUUACAAGAGCACUGAAAGUUGCUAUGAAUUGCCGUCUUCUUGGAUUGGAUAAAAAAGCAUCCUUAUCCGAUAUGUCCAUUUUGAACAAGAGACAGAACCAUUUUGACCUCAUUUUUGAACGUUAAAUCGUUUGAGGAUUAGGUGGAGAAGCUUCUAACCCACUAUGGUUCACAGUUUCUUUUCUUAUUUAUGCAAACUUUCCUUCAUCAAACUAUGAGCCAUUGAGAUCACAAAGAUGACAGGAGGGCACCAAAUUUCUGUUCCAUUUGUUUGGGAAGAAAGACCUGGCAUACCAAACAAGGAUUGGAAACCUGCUAAACGUAAACCCUCGAAUACCCCCAAGUUUGUUCCCCCAGAUCAGCUCAUACCUUCAAUUCCCUUUCAGUGGGAGGACAAACCAGGAACACCCCUUUCAAGCAUCCAGGUUCAGCCACAGUCUAAGGGUAAUUUUGUCAUCAUAAUGAGCAAGCCAUUACUAACACUAGAAGAGCUGAUGACGAUGAGCCGAAGAAGAAGCUACCAGAGAAAAGCCCAAAUGCAGAUACAGAGUGUGCAUAUGAAGCAGAAACUCACAGGGAGUGCUCUUGGAUGCUGUGUGCUUGGAGUUCGAAGAAGAAUUGAAGAAUUGCACACCAAAUGGAAGAGGGAGCUAAAGCUCUUCUCCAAAUAGUCUGAAACAUGGCUCAGUUUACUGAGCACCAAAAACUGGUUAUUUGUGCAUUGUAAAUGAAAAAUAUCCCAUUUCCUAUUAGAUCCGAGUUUAUAUUAUUUGCACUUUGGGGGGCAAAACUAAUGCUUCUUGCCAGUUAUGGUACUUCUGAUCACCCAUCAUUCGAAUACAUGAACAGAAAGUGCCAAAAAUGGAAAAGGCCAGUCAGGGGCCAAGAGUG
This is a messenger RNA of Cuscuta europaea, 994 nucleotides long. NCBI's taxonomy places the organism in Eukaryota, Viridiplantae, Streptophyta, Magnoliopsida, Solanales, Convolvulaceae. The record is from the annotation of a GenBank genome assembly.